Centropristis striata (black sea bass) is the source of this 4219-nucleotide messenger RNA. It is a transcript of the gene fam222ba, whose product is annotated as family with sequence similarity 222 member Ba. Bases 398 to 2203 code for a protein of 601 amino acids. The transcript has 3 exons. NCBI's taxonomy places the organism in Eukaryota, Metazoa, Chordata, Actinopteri, Perciformes, Serranidae. The record is from RefSeq and is a predicted model, not a curated record.
AGUUUCAGAGGAGGAGAGCAGCUUUUUUUUCUUUUUGCCAUAACGUCUAAUGGUUCGUGUCUGGAAGGAAAGGUCUAUCUCUGAUCAAAUUUCGGGUAACCUAAGGGCACACUUAACUAAUGGGAUCCUAUCGAUGUUUCUCCCCCUCCAAGCCUGAUCUUUACACGGCGGAAUGUUAAUGUUGCCACAGCCUGUCCGUGUUGUCUUUGGCUGCUCUGAGUCUGGCUUUAUUGUUGUAGUCGGUCUAUAAUGUCAUGGAGCUUGACGGAUAUGAUUAAAAAAAACCCGCAGUAAAGCAACACUCCUGUGACUGACUGGACUAUGGAAGUGAUCGGGUUUACUCUGCACAUGUGUGAGGAGAAGUGUGUGUCCCAUGUUGCAUUAGUGUCUGUGUGAAAUGCUGGCCUGUCUGCCAGGGCCAGGUGACCUCCCCCUCCAGCUUCUCCCCCACACGCAGAUGAACACUGGACAUCAGAAAUGGGACACCACACAAAGGAUGAGAUCCGCUCCGUUUCCAACCCCUGCAGAAUUGGAUGCAUAUGCUAAGAAGGUUGCCAACAACCCCCUUACCAUCAAGAUCUUCCCCAACAGCGUCAAAGUCCCCCAGCGAAACCACGUGCGGCGUACUGUCAACGGGCUGGAUACGUCAGGCCAGCGAUACAGCCCCUACCCUUCCUCUCAGGCCAGUGCCAAGACGGGCCUCCUCGCCAUCAUCAAGGUGCCCACGGUCAAAGGCAUCCUCAAAGAUUUUGACGGCAGCCGGGCUCGCUUGCACCCUGAAGUCAUCAUGAACCCCCCUAGCGGACCCUAUCAAGUGGCUUCGACCAGCACUUUAAACCACCACCCACCUCUGCCGAACCUCAGCCGGCUCCAGCAGAGCUUACCCCUUCAACCGCAGGAGCCACCUCAGACUCUACAGAUGCCCCUCCCUCAGCAGCAGGGCCACACCCAGAGCCUCAGACACCCUCCCCCCAUGGCCCAGCACCCUCAGGGCCCACCCAGACUCCAGACUCUGUCUCAGCACCCAGCCCUUAGCCACCCACAGGGGCCCCCUACUGUCAUGCUUCAGCAGCAGCACCUCCAGCAGCAGCAGCAGCAGCAGCAGCCACCACCCGGCCUGCAGGGGAGCAGAAAGCUGCCAGACGGCGACGCACCGCCUAAUGUUACUGUCUCUACCUCAACCAUUCCACUCUCCAUGGCCGCCGGGCUGCACCACGGCCGCCAGGCUGACCUGAGCACCAUUGUGCAUCAGAUCAACCAGUUCUGCCAAGCUCGGGCCCAAGGUGCGGGAGCCACCUCCAUGUGCGAGGGCCAGAUCGCCAACCCCAGCCCCAUCAGUCGCAACCUGCUUAUCAGCGCCUGCUCCAGGGUGUCCAUGCACAGCAACCCUGCCACCCCUGGCUUCCCCCCACCCAACUGCAUCAUCGGCGCUCAAGAGAAAGCCGCGGCCCCGGUGGGAGCUCACCCCCCACACAGCGUGGCUAUUAUGAACCACUUGCCUUCCAACCACACUGAUCUCAAGCAGCAGCACCACCUGCAGCAUCAUCUGCACCAACAACAGAAUCAGCAGCAGCUACAACAUAACACACAGCAGCAGAAGAUGCGCUCUUGGAAUCAGCACCAGUUGGCUCAUAUACCCCACAUUCAGAACGGUGGGACCCACCUCUGUAAGCAGCCUUCCAGGGACCCCGCCUUCCAUUUUAAGGGCAUGGGCUACCCUGCAGAGGUGUGUGUGGGUCAGCCUUACACACUGAAACCCCCCGUAGAGAGGCCCACCCCCUCUCCCCCGGUCAACAACGGCAUGCCCGGCCACAUGGCCCACUACACUAACGGUCACUACUUCCAGUCUCAUAUUUGGAACAGCAGCAUCCUACCCACACCCAACAGUGACAGCUCCGGGUCUCAGGACAUAGCCAUGCCAUUCCACGGUGCGGGCCCAGGGGGGUGCACCACGCUAGACUGUGGGCCCCCUGGGGCUCCCCAUUACAGGCUAGGAACGAGCUCCUCCACCUCCACCUCCUCCUCCGCCCAGACUAAUCUGAUGCAAACGGCAGAUUACUUGGGUGGGGACUUCCAGACGCCCUACUUCCGCGAUCAGAAUCUAGGGUUGAUGGGCAAGAUGCACAGGCCUCCUCUGAGCAGGGUAGGUCCAGAGGUCGGGGAUGGCAGAACCGCUCUCAUCCAGCACCCAGGGUACAGAUAAGCUAUGGCCUUGUCUACACAACAGUUAUCAAAACCCCUUUGUUUAGUCUUAAGAAAGGAAACACAUGAAUAAAUUGAUAACUUAAACAAAUUACCGCUAAUGUUAAAGAGGGUAAAUUAAUAUAUUUAAUGAAGAACAGUAGUUUUUUUUGUUCUUUUUUUAAAAUAAAUCUUGCAAGUGAUCAAUUGCUACUUUUAUUUUUGUUAAUGAGUGCUUUUACUUGGCACUUUAGGGAACUUUUUCAUGUGCGUGUGUAUACAUAUCUGUACUGUGUGUGUCAUUCCCUCCUUCCUCUAUUGUACUAUCUGUGUGCCUGGAUCUUAACGGACCCUGCGUCAUUUCUACUUCAGACCUAUCCGUAACAUUUUCUUAUGCAUGUAAGAAAGAAGACAAACAGAUAGAUCCCUCACUGAUAAACUGUUUUUUUACAGGGUCAAGUCAGGAAUUUUUUCGACUCAGACUAGUGACUAAUUUUCAUUUUGGUGUUAAUGCUCCAAUCUCAUAGUAACUUCAAGAUUAACCACAAUCAUUUGAAAACAGAAGAGGGUGUUUCAGUGCAAAGCCACCAGACACUGGAGACUAUAAAGUACAGCUAGAGAAGCUUGUGGUAUGCACAUGUACACGUUUUAUUCUUUUUAAAUGUAAUUAUUUAUUUGUAUAAUAGGACUAUUCAAGAUUGAUUCCUCUCUGUCAGUUAAGGAAGCAUGUAAUCAGGUUGUUUGUACAUAGUCAAGAUCCAGCAGGGAGCAGGUAUGUUUAAAAAAAAAAAAAGGUGACGCUCUGUUCUGCUGAAAAUGCUGCAAUGAAUUCAGGUGUUUAAAAAAUAACUUUUUUUGUCGAUGCCGGGAAGGCUCGGCAAUAGGAUUGUGAAAUGUUUAGUGCAGAAAAAGUCAUGAAAGAUUAACUCUCAUACCUUAAAAUGGCCAAAGUCAUGUUAACAAGGACACACUGUUAUGAAAAUGUGCCAUUUUUGUGUUUUGUUUCCUUUUCUGAUCGUUUUCUGUAACCAUGACAAAUGUAUUACUUGAAUGUUGAGAUUAUUUGUUUUGCAGUUAUUGAAGGUUAGUUAUGAGGACAAAACUCUGGAGUAGAAGAAAUAAUAGUGUUACUAAUGUCAUGUAGAAUCAAACUACGAGCCUCACCAGAGUUUUGAUCCUGACAGCAGGAACUUAAGUGAAUUAAGUUAUGUGUAGUUGCUACUGAUUCUGAUGUGAAGUCUGCUUGAAAAAGACCAAAUUGAUCACUUGCAAGAUCACUUGGAGGUAAACAAAACUGACUUUUAAGUUAAAAGUGAAACAGCAAAUGCAUUGUUUAUUUUAUUGUACACUGGCUUACCUACUAGACUACUGUAACUUUAAAGUUUAACGAUUGUGUGUGAGUGUUGCCUGCUGACGUGGGUAGAGUUAAGAGUGUGUGUGUGUGAGUGUGUGUGUGUGAGAGAGAGAGACUGUGCGUAUAAACACAAUGACGCCCAUGUUUUGUUCACCUAACUCCCUAACAGCCCUUAAAAAGCCUUAAGUGUUUGGUCCUUGGACUUCCCUUGAAAAUGAGCAUGGUUUUAAUGAAAACCCCAAAUAAUAAGGAGAAAGAAGAUACACAGAAACAGCAAUUUUUUUGCUUUCUUUUUUUUUUCCUUCCUGAUCUUUUUAUUUUAUUGAAGUUUUGUUGACUAGACAGAGCAAUUCCUUAGAGAUUCUUUAUUAUGGAAAGCAAGAAAAGGAGUAAUAUUUUGUAAUUAUAUAUUUUAGCAAUGUGUAGUUACUGAGCUGUAACAUUUUUUUCCAAGUUUCAAAGCUUCAGUUUGCAGUUGUGACUAUUUAUAAUACUUGAUUUGCUUGUUAUUUAAAUUUAUUUUCUUCUUUAUUUCUUGUACUAUUGCUGUGAAAUGGAAGAAGGUCCACAAGCCUUUCUUUUGUGUCAUUCUGUACGACAGAUAAGAGGCAAGAGAGUGAGAGUUGUGCUACUCUUUUUGUAAUAUUGUAAUAAUAAAAUAAAGUUCUAAUUUAUGCUUUGAAA